Messenger RNA from Penaeus chinensis, 1477 nucleotides. RefSeq names its product mitochondrial tRNA-specific 2-thiouridylase 1-like. The record is from RefSeq and is a predicted model, not a curated record. Gene Ontology annotation, molecular function: sulfurtransferase activity. Gene Ontology annotation, biological process: tRNA wobble position uridine thiolation. Gene Ontology annotation, cellular component: mitochondrion. Bases 162 to 1445 code for a protein of 427 amino acids. The transcript has 8 exons. NCBI's taxonomy places the organism in Eukaryota, Metazoa, Arthropoda, Malacostraca, Decapoda, Penaeidae.
UAGAAUAACACCCGCACGUGUAAAUCAGCUGAUAGCAAGAGAAUUUUCUCAUAAAAUAAUACCGUACUGUAAACGAGGACCCUUACCGGACUGUUGAUAUGUGAGCAGCAGCCUCUUAUCCUAACUAAAUAUUAGUUGUUCAUUAACAAAUAAGUGAAGAAAUGUCUAAACUAGCCCGGAGAUUUGGCCGUGUGGUCCUUGGAAUAUCAGGAGGAGUGGAUAGUGCAGUUUCUGCACUGUUAUUGAAAAGAAGAGGAUAUGAAGUCGUUGGUGUCUUCAUGCGGAACUGGGAUGAAAAAGAUGAAAAGGGACACUGUACAGCAGAUACUGAAGCUGAAGAUGCAGAAUGGGUGUGCCGAAAAUUAGACAUACCUUUCCAUGAAGUUAACUUUGUGAAGGAAUAUUGGAAUGAUGUAUUCUUGUACAUGAUAGAGGAGUACAAGACAGGUUUUACACCAAAUCCAGAUAUCUUGUGCAACAGGCAUGUCAAAUUUUCCCCAUUUUUGAAGCAUGCCCAAGAACAUUUGAAUUCUGAAAUCAUUGCUACGGGCCACUAUGCCCGAACAUCAUUUGGCGAAGAUAUGGAGUAUUAUAAUCCCCAAAAAGGAGCGAAGCUUAUGCAGGCUAUUGAUCGACUGAAGGAUCAGACUUUUUUUCUCAGUCAGAUUCCACAAAGGUCUUUACAGCAAACAAUGUUUCCUUUAGGGGAAUAUAAUAAGGCUGUUGUUCGCAAGAUAGCUGCAGCUGCUAAUCUUGACCGAGUGGCUCAGAAAAGGGAUUCUACAGGCAUUUGCUUUAUAGGUUCAAGAGACUUCCAGGAUUUCAUAUCUGAGUAUAUUGAAGACAACCCUGGCAAUUUUGUAGAUAUUGACACAAGAGAAAUUGUAGGAACACACAAGGGCAUACAUCAGUGGACAGUAGGUCAAAGGUGUCACCUAGGAGGAAAACGCAAAGCAUACUUUAUAGCAGAAAAAAAUGUUGCAGCAAAUGAUAUUUUGGUUGUUGCAGGCAGUGAUCACCCAGCACUAUUCACAUCUACAAUUUUCACAGAGCCAAUUCACUGGGUACAUAGACCACCCUCACAAAUUUUUUCAGAGGGGCAUUUAGACUGUAUGUUUCGCUUUCAAAAUACUGCUCCCUUAGUGCAAUGUGUACUAACAACACAUGAUGUUAACCCUUGGCAUCGUUCGCCAACACAAAAUAAUAUGGUCGUCAGCCUUGCAAAACCUCUACGAGCUAUUACACCUGGUCAGUUUGCAGUAUUCUACCUUGGCGAUGAAUGUGUAGGCUCAGCACGCAUCAUACGACCUGGUCCAUCACAGUACAUGUUAAAUGUGGACAACUGCAGAAAUCGGAUACUGGAAGAAAGGGCCAAACAAUCAUCUUUUAAUCUUCAACAAAGAAAGAAUAGUCCAAGCCCAAGUGAAGAAACACGGAAGGAUUAAGUAAUAAUGGAAUGAAUAAAAGAAUAAAAAUU